Messenger RNA from Verticillium dahliae VdLs.17, 955 nucleotides. RefSeq lists its product as uncharacterized. NCBI's taxonomy places the organism in Eukaryota, Fungi, Ascomycota, Sordariomycetes, Glomerellales, Plectosphaerellaceae. The record is from RefSeq and is a predicted model, not a curated record. The transcript is spliced from 3 exons. The coding region runs from base 546 to 800 and encodes 84 amino acids.
AAUAUCCAUGGAUCACAUUGAUGAGGGUUCCUUACAUAUGGAGACCGUUCCCACUCAGCAUGAGGCUAUGCUAUUACUCAGCGGCAUCACAGUACCUACAUUCAGCAACUACAUUACUCGUGCCCUGGGACGCAAUCAAUUUGCUGCCUCGGCGCAUGGUGUUUCACGAUGGCACAGGCCAGAUACAAUCAAGUGCCGUGGGUCUCAUUCACUAUCUCACAAGAUUAAACACCGAGGGGACAAGGCUACGAGAUUUGUUGACUGGCGGAAACUCUCCAAGCAUCCACGGGCAUGCUGCGCGAACAUAUCGCGAGGCGGAACUUACCAUGGCCUGCAAAUGUCCUGCUCUCACUCUGACGAGUCAGCGAUAUUGGGGGGGCCCUUGGCUCGUUAGUGGAUGAAAUGGAUGCCGUUCUACAGAGUCAUGGGGCGGACGACGUGGAAAAGCUAUAAGAACUGACUGAUUCUGUCGACGUAGAGCAAUGGCCGUUGUCUGUGUCUGGAACCUACUCCGAUCAUCACAGACGCCCUCUACACGACUCACAAUGCAUCUUCCAAGUCUUUCCGUUCUGGUAGCCCUCGCCCUGGGCAGCCACAGCGUUGUCGCUCAGAACUGCAGAGGCAACGUUUCCUCCAUGUGGCGCUGCUUGCGCUCUGACAACACCAACUCGGGUUAUACCACCUCGUGCUGUCCCCGUACGAAUAGUUUCAUGGAAAACGGAGCCUGUUGCACCACCAACUGGAGUGCCUUCCAGUCGUGCUGUUCGACGCACAACGGCUACUUUGCCGCCAAUGGCUAGAAAAAUUGAGAAGAAUCAUUCAUUACACGGGAGGGCUGGAGCAGUGUAGGCUAGAGAAAAACCAUCACGUUCAUUGUGGGAAGAAUUCAGCGAGACAUAAGUAUAUGUGAAUUGACAAGACCGGCUCGCACAGCGAGUACGGAUGUACUUUUGCU